Molecule: messenger RNA, 1932 nt
Organism: Suillus plorans
Lineage: Eukaryota; Fungi; Basidiomycota; Agaricomycetes; Boletales; Suillaceae
Product: Sac2 family-domain-containing protein
Exons: 10
Coding region: 143-1678 (511 amino acids)
Biological process (GO): retrograde transport, endosome to Golgi; Golgi to vacuole transport; endocytic recycling
Cellular component (GO): GARP complex
Molecular function (GO): syntaxin binding
Source: RefSeq, a predicted model, not a curated record
GCUUAAUACUUGUGGCAGUGCAAUGCAUAUGAGCACAUCUACUAUUAGGUAGCUAAUCGCUUCUAAGUUGAUACAGCUUCCUUCCGAACACGACUGCAGACACUCCGUUCCGUGACUUAUUUGCUUCAGGUGAAGCGGCACUAUGACUCAAGACACCAGGUCUGCGUCCGAGGUUGGACAACGAAGUCUGUUUUACCAUGGCCAAGCGAAGGAUUUUGUCGACCUACAUGAACAGGUUGAGACGAGCGUAAAUCUUCUGGAUUCUCUGGAAUCGUUUCUGUCUACAUUUCAAAAGGACCUUUCUUCUGUAUCCGGCCAGAUAUCAGAGCUACAGGAAAGGAGCAAAGACAUCGACAACAGGCUGAAGAGUCGACGUAGAAUAGAGAAACCGCUCUCAAGUCUUCUGUCAGACCUUGCUAUACCUCCGUCACUUGCAGUUACUAUCUUAGACACAGAUGUUGGGGAGCCUUGGAUAGCAACUAUCACUGACCUUGAACGACGGUUAGAUAUUCUGAAGGUUCGGUCUCGUGUCAAAGCCGCCAGAGAUCUUGGAGACAUUGCAGAAGGGCUUCGCAUAGUAGCAGCUACGAAAUUACGAACUUUCUUUCUCGCAUUGCUACAGCCAAUACGAACAAGUGUCACGACGAACAUGCAAGUUAUGCAGACUUCAAUCUUUGUGAAGUAUAGAGCACUAUAUGUAUUCCUCCAACGGCAGGCGCCGAACGUUGCCAGCGAGGUUCAAAAGGCUUACACUAGUACAGCCCGCACAUACUACGAGACUGGUUUUCGUCGUUAUGUUCGCAGCUUAGGAUGGAUCAAGGCAAGGACCCCAGAGAAACCUGAAUCCAUCAUUUCAGGAAACGGAGACAACGGUGGACCAUACCUAGAUCAAGAUCGUCUUGCGUACGCAAAAAUGGAUGGACCCAGCGUCAUCCUCGCUUAUAUGGCAGAUGACAAGACUCACGAAGAACCUAUCGAAGCCAUUCUCAGGUCCCUUUUUCUGGUGUUGAUGGAUAAUGCCACCGCAGAAUAUGCGUUUAUCGCUGCCUUCUUCCGUUCUGAGUCCUUUGCGCCCCCUCCUGCAAUAGAAACUAACAGCGCCAUAUUUUCGCCCACUGCCACGGUUUUGUCGCCUGAUAUUGGCUUUGACGAUAGGAGGUCCAACGCUGGUUCUGAAAUUGGUACGCACGUCUCAAGACCCUUCAGCGGUGAUGGCCACGGACCUCGUGAUGUGACAGCACGACCCGGCUUUAUGGACAAGACUGAGCGUGCGCCGUUAGAUGCCAUCUGGAAACAAAUCCUAGAUCCUGUUCUAGAAUAUUGCAAGACUUUCGUGACCACCGUUCUUGAACCCAUGCCGCCCGCCGUGCCACUACUCACGAUGAUCCGACUCACGGAGGCUGUAAUUACUGAAGUGCAGAAGAGGGACUGCCCGCCCCUGGAAAACUUUUUGUUUACCAUGCGGUUGCAGCUGUGGCCCGCGUUCCAGAAAAUCAUGUCGGAACAUUGUGAUUCUUUGAAGAAGCUUGCGGAAGGUAGAAUCACUAGCUACUUCAGCAGAGCUACUUCGACGACAGAUGCGUCUGUUGCAAAUAUUUGCAACAGAUACGUUGUAAUGUUUAAUUCCUUCGUCAUUCUGACUGAUCAGGAAGAAGAGACCAUGAUUUUUUCCAAGUGAUCACUUAGUUCUCCUUUCUCUUCAAUUGCGCUCAGUGUUUGUACAGCCUCCUUCGUCUCCGACAGGAGCUCACGAAAUUGAUCGCUUGCCACACGGAGAACAUCAACGACGACGUUGCUAAAGCUACCAAACAGUCGGCAAUGUAUGAGGUUCUUUUGCAGGGACUAAACAAGGGGACUCAUUUGAGCACACACCCCAAAUCUCAAAAGGAGAUAGCUUACUGGGCGGAGAAAGAAGAAGAGGCUCGACGCCGA